Laetiporus sulphureus 93-53 is the source of this 2541-nucleotide messenger RNA. RefSeq names its product vacuolar protein sorting-associated protein 16. Gene Ontology annotation, biological process: vacuole fusion, non-autophagic; intracellular protein transport; endosomal transport. Gene Ontology annotation, molecular function: actin binding. NCBI's taxonomy places the organism in Eukaryota, Fungi, Basidiomycota, Agaricomycetes, Polyporales, Laetiporaceae. The record is from RefSeq and is a predicted model, not a curated record. The transcript has 14 exons. Gene Ontology annotation, cellular component: cytoplasm; HOPS complex; endosome. Bases 1 to 2541 code for a protein of 846 amino acids.
AUGGAAGAACAUCCUACAGCUCAAUGGGAGGCUAUGCAAGACGGAAAUGUCUUUUAUAGGCGGCACCAAAUCUACUCGAUUCCCGGAAAGCUACCCAAUCUGAGCGAUUUCAUUGUCGCUGGCUGUCACUACGGUGGACCAAUAGCAAUUAUGCGCGAUACGACGAAGAUGGUCGCGUUAGGGGGUGCGACAUCCUCGUUCGCCAAAUCGCAGAUCCAGGUCUAUUCUUCAGCUGGGGAGCAACUGCUAGUGUUCAGUUGGGACCAGGGGAAGAUCGUGAGGUUUGGGUGGACUGGCGAUGAGCGGUUGGUCGUGCUCAACGAAGAGGGAGUGUAUCGUCUUUAUGAUCUCCAGGGCGACUAUCAACAAUAUUCCCUCGGCACGGAGGCUGGGGAGGUCGGCAUUCUUGACGCGCGGAUACAUGAGAGUGGCGUUGUGGCUUUGACAGGGUCAUUAACUCUGUUGGAAGUGAAGGACUGGGAGGGUGGCAAGCCACUCACGCUUGCGAAUCCAGGUCUCUCCCAGCUGCCACACUCAUGGACGGUCAUCCCUCCCGACUUCACAAUAUCACGGCACGUCGAGGUGCUACUGUCAGUCGACGCGUCAAUAUAUAGCGUGGACAAUCUCGAGAACAUCGACCAGCGGGUCUCUCGUGGUCCGUUCACACAUGUAUCCCCUUCGCCCAACGGCAAGUCGCUUGCGUUGCACACGUAUUCUGGGCUGCUUUGGGUAGUUUCCACAGACUUCCAGCGCAGCCUCGCAGAGUUUCAUACAACGAACGUCCCUGGAGCGGAUGGCGAUGUCAGACAGGUUGAAUGGUGCGGGAAUGACGCUGUGCUGGUGACGUGGGAUUCGCUGGUUUUGCUCGUUGGGCCAUUCGGCGAUACACUACAAUACUUUUACUCGGGACCGACAUUUGCCAUCACCGAGACUGAUGGUGUGCGGGUCGUGGGACCGGAUAGCUGCGACUUUAUACAGAAAGUGCCACCAUCUUGUGUUUCUGUAUUUCGCCCCGGGUCGACCGCUCCAUCUGCCAUUCUGUAUGAUGCAUGGGAGAAUUUCACACGUCGGUCACCAAAGGCGGACGAGAGCAUCAGAAAUAUUCGCCCUGAGUUGGGCGCUGCUGUCAACGAAUGCAUUGAUGCUGCUGGCCGGGAGUGGGAGCCGUUCUGGCAGAGGCGGCUGUUAAACGCGGCAAAAUUUGGACGCGGAUUUUUAGAUUUGUAUGACCCGACGGAUUUCGUCCAGAUGGGGCAAACGCUCAAAGUGCUCAAUGCUGUGCGAUUUUAUGAGAUCGGUAUACCCAUAACUUACGCCCAAUACAUCAAAGUCGGUCCAUCACACCUGAUCAAUCGCCUGACAGCCCGCAACCUACAUCUACUUGCUCUUCGUAUCUCAUCGUAUCUAUCGCUCAAACCCGAUGCAGUGCUCAAGCACUGGGCCUGUGCGAAGAUUGUCCGGUCAAAGCCGACAGCCACUGGCUCGGGAAGGGACGCAGAAUUAGAUGGUGAUGAUGCUGUUUGCCGUUCCAUUGUGGAGAAGUUUGAGAAGCUUGGAGGAGGUGACGUUAGCUACGCUGACAUUGCGAAGCGCGCAUGGGAAGUGGGGCGAACACAGUUAGCCACGAAACUUCUGGAUCAUGAGCCCCGGGCAUCUGAUCAGGUCCCACUGCUGCUUAGCAUGAAGGAAGAUCGCCUUGCUCUGACAAAGGCUGUGGAAAGUGGGGACACUGACCUCGUGUAUCACGUCCUUCUCCAUCUGCAGAAGAGAUUGCCACUUGGCUCGUUCUUCCAGCUUAUUGAGGAGGGUGGACCGCAGCUCACGCCUGCGAUCAAGUUGCUUCAGGUCUAUGCACGUGAGCAGAACAGGGAUAUGCUCCGUGACUUCUACUAUUCGGAUGAUCGGCGCGUCGAGAGCGCUGUUCUCUGUCUGGAGGAAGCUGCAACAAUGAUGGAUCCUAGUUCGAGAAUCUCAUCUAUCAAGGCGGCACAUAAAUUCUUCUCUGAGGAUAAGGAACGUAGUUUCGAAGCAAAAAUGAUGGACGAAUAUACUAGGCUAUUGACAACGCAGCAGCAGCUCGAGAAAGAGUCCGAUGGCAAGAUCGCUUUCUUUGGCUUGAGCGUAAACGAGACGAUUCGAACGUGUCUCAUUAAUGGUAUGAUCAAGAGGACGGACAAGCUCAAGUCAGAAUUCAAGGUACCGGAUAAACGAUUCUGGUAUGUGAAGCUUCAAGCCCUUACAGCAAUACGAGAUUUCGAGUCCCUUGAGGCAUUUGCACGAUCGAAGCGGAGCCCUAUUGGCUACGAGGCAUUUGUCCGCCAUUUGGUGGACAAGGGACAUUCCAAAGAGGCCCUUAACUAUGUUCCGCGAUGCGACGCGCACAAACGCGUGGAUCUAUAUGUGCUCUGUGGCGAAUGGAAGAUGGCAGCGAAGGAAUGCAAAGAUAGGGGCGACAAAGCGAAGUUGGAGCAACUAAGGAAGUCAUGUCCCAACACCCUCAUUGCAAGAGAGUUAGACCAGGUUGCAGCAUCCAUGAAGUGA